AUGUCUCGGCUGUGGGCAAGGGUUGCAGGGCUUUUCAGUAGCAGAACAUCAGUGGGAAUGGACAAAAGCGGCAAUCGUUAUUUCGCUAGAACUGAAGAAUUCGAUGGUAUCAUGAAGGAGAAAAGGUGGGUCGUAUUUAAAGGAGAGCAGGAUCCCACGAGUGUUCCAGUUGAAUGGAUAUGUUGGCUGAAUGGACAGCGGAAAAGAGCUCCCACACCAGAGGAACUGGCUGAGCUGGAGGCAAGAAGAGAACGUGUUAGACAUAGUGUUGCUAUGCUCAAGAAGGAAGAAGAGGAAAGAAAAGCCAAAAAAGGCAAAACCGUGAGCAUGGGUAAAGCUGCAGGGCCAGACUUAAAAAGUUUUAUUAGGCAAUUUCCUAUUGAUUCAGAAGAAGGUAACAACAUUGAAGGAGCACCUGAUUCAAUGCCAACGGAUGGUAAAAGUGACACGGGCUUCAAAGAAUCCGAUAAACAGAAAAAAAUUCCACAUUCCCUCAAGAAACAGCCAGAGUCUUCAGAGCCAUCUGGAUCCGGGCAAUCCUUCAAACCAGGGACAUGGCAACCACCAACAUGA
Messenger RNA from Fraxinus pennsylvanica, 573 nucleotides. Lineage: Eukaryota; Viridiplantae; Streptophyta; Magnoliopsida; Lamiales; Oleaceae. The record is from the annotation of a GenBank genome assembly.